Molecule: messenger RNA, 1757 nt
Organism: Morone saxatilis (striped sea-bass)
Lineage: Eukaryota; Metazoa; Chordata; Actinopteri; Moronidae
Gene: dhdds
Product: dehydrodolichyl diphosphate synthase
Exons: 9
Coding region: 277-1284 (335 amino acids)
Biological process (GO): polyprenol biosynthetic process
Cellular component (GO): dehydrodolichyl diphosphate synthase complex; endoplasmic reticulum
Molecular function (GO): ditrans,polycis-polyprenyl diphosphate synthase [(2E,6E)-farnesyl diphosphate specific] activity
Source: RefSeq, a predicted model, not a curated record
UGGAAGAUCUGUGAGAUGUGAUCAAAUUAUAGUCAUUUCUCGAGCAGAGCGCCGUGUCGUCAAAUACUUUGAAUGAGUGAGGCACUUUCCAUUAGGAGUAGAUGUUUUCUGGACGAUGUGUUGCUGUGUUUGUGCUUUUAUAGCCUCAGAGCAGCCAGACUGACAGUUAACCGGAGAAAAUCAAUCACCUGCUGCAACAGAAGAUGAAAUGUUGUCUUGUGACUGACACGUUAAUAACACAUUCAGGUCGUUUUCUCGUUGUGUCUUCGUCUGAAAAUGUCGUGGAUAAAGGAAGGGGAAUUAAACCUGCUUGAGAAGAUUUCGGCCAAUAUCUUGAAGGCUGGACCCAUGCCUAAACAUGUGGCCUUCAUCAUGGAUGGUAACCGUCGUUUCGCACGUAAGAAACACAUGGAGCGCCAGGAAGGGCACAUGCAGGGCUUCAACAAGCUGGCAGAGACAUUGCGUUGGUGUAAGCAUCUGAACAUCCAAGAGGUUACAGUGUACGCCUUCAGCAUCGAGAACUUCAAGCGCACUAAAGACGAGGUGGAUGGGCUGAUGGAGCUGGCCAAGCAGAAAUUUGUGAAGCUGUUGGAGGAACGGGACAAUCUAGAGAAGCAUGGUGUGUGUAUCCGGGUGCUGGGCGACUUGAACAUGCUGCCACUCGACCUUCAGCAACUCAUUGCCAAAGCUGUGGUCACAACCAAGGCACACAAUAAAUGUUUCCUGAAUGUGUGUUUUGCCUACACCUCAAGAUAUGAAAUCACUAAUGCAGUCAGAGAAAUGGCUUGGGGAGUGGAGCAGGGUCUGAUCAAAGCAAGUGAUGUUUCAGAGGCGUUGCUAAGUGAGUGUUUGUACAGCAAUAAUUCUCCUAAUCCUGACCUGCUCAUCCGCACCUCUGGAGAGGUGCGCCUCAGCGACUUCCUCCUUUGGCAGACUUCCCACUCCUGUCUAGUGUUUCAGUCAGUUCUGUGGCCGGAGUACUCCUUCUGGAACCUGUGUGAAGCCAUUCUUCAAUAUCAAUUAAAUUACAAAACCAUUCAGAAAGCCAGAGACUUCCAUCGAGAGCAUCAGGCCUUACAGCAGCUAGAGGCGGAUCGGGCCUGUGUAGCAGAGCACCUGCAGCAUCAUGGGAAUGGAAAGCCUGCCGACGCCCAGAGAAGACAAGAGGCACUGCUGCACUACACCGCCUGUCGGGAAGAACGAAUCCAGGAUUUCCUAGAAGCACUGAAGCAGAAGAGAGACUCCUACUUUAGUGACUUAUGGAAGGAGGCCGUCUUGGCCUAGGAGGGCUCAGAAGAACAAACCCCAUGUUGAAGUGGGGAUGAAAACCUCUCGUGUCCUCUUCCACAAAAAAAGGGCUUCUGUGGAAAAGAAAAACACUAACUGGGAACACUUCAAUUGAUUUUUACAAGUUGAGAGGGCAAUUUUACCCCUAUGGGGCUGUAGAAAAUGGAUAUUUAUGAUAGAUUUAAAAAAAAAAUCUAUGUGGAAAUGUCUGGUCAAGAUGUAGUUACAUACUUGUGUAAAUUGUCCAUCAAAUUGCAUGCCACUGGAGGAUCAAACUAUAUGAGUGCAAACCAGGGAUCCAGUGUUUUUGGAAACCUUUCUGAAUCCGUCAUCCAGAUUUUUCUUGAGUCCCAAAGAAAGUGUUGUUUGUUGAGUGUUAUGUGAGUGACAUAACUAGAUUUUGACCAGCUUUCUUAAACCGAAUAAAGUGAUUACUGUUUGUCGGAUCUGAUUAAAUGAUGUGUGAUUCA